GUAUACUUCCUGGGACAGCUCGGGGAUCUUUAUGGCGCUUUAGUGCUAGUGAGAAAGACCCUCCCAAGGUCUGCAAGGUUGAGGCAUUGCCCACUACCGCACCGAGACCUGCGGGCUCCCGUGACUGUGCAAGGAAAACAGCGGAGGCGAUAAAUUUUUGCGCAGCCGGUGCUGUGCGGCCUCCAGCCUAUAGGGGGCGGUGUGGAGUGACAACCACUUCCGGCCCGGUUUUUCCUUCCUUCCUCUGGCGCCAGCACGUCGUGUUUUCGUUGGCCCCGUUCGGAUGGCAGCUGCCGCUGUUUCUGCGGCCGCCUCUUAGUGGUACCCCUUUCCCGGCGUGCCGAGGGCGGUGCGGCCUCCUAAUCUGUCCGGUUCUCCUGCGCGUGGUUCCGAAGGGCGCCGGUUUCCCACAUCAGGCGGUAUGGGCAGGGAGUCACGCCACUAUCGGAAGCGAUCAGCAUCACGGGGACGCUCUGGAAGUCGAUCUAGAAGUCGUUCACCCUCAGACAAAAGAAGUAAACGUGGAGAUGACAGACGGUCUAGAAGCAGGGAUAGAGAUAGGAGGAGAGAGAGGUCUCGUAGCAGGGAUAAAAGAAGAUCUCGGUCCAGAGACAGGAAGCGUCUGAGGCGUUCCAGAAGUAGAGAGAGAGAUAGAAGUCGAGAACGAAGAAGAUCUCGAAGUCGGGACAGGAGACGUUCAAGGAGUAGAAGCCGAGGCCGAAGAUCCCGAUCUUCCAGUCCUGGCAAUAAAAGCAAGAAAGCUGAGAAUAGGUCUAGAUCCAAAGAGAAAACAGAUAGUGGGGAAAGUUCUAAAGAGAAGAAAAAAGACAAAGAUGACAAAGAGGAUGAAAAAGAAAAGGAUGCUGGUAACUUUGACCAAAAUAAGCUAGAAGAAGAAAUGAGAAAGCGAAAAGAAAGAGUAGAAAAAUGGCGAGAAGAGCAACGUAAAAAGGCCAUGGAAAACAUAGGGGAACUGAAAAAGGAAAUCGAGGAGAUGAAACAAGGGAAAAAAUGGAGUUUAGAAGACGAUGAUGAUGAUGAAGAUGAUCCUGCAGAGGCUGAAAAGGAAGGAAAUGAAAUGGAGGGUGAAGAGUUAGAUCCAUUAGAUGCUUACAUGGAAGAAGUGAAAGAGGAAGUAAAAAAGUUUAAUAUGAGAAGUGUGAAAGGUGGUGGGGGAAAUGAAAAGAAGUCUGGUCCAACGGUCACAAAAGUUGUCACAGUUGUCACAACCAAAAAAGCAGUCGUAGAUUCUGAUAAGAAGAAAGGUGAGCUAAUGGAGAAUGACCAGGAUGCCAUGGAGUAUUCUUCAGAGGAGGAAGAAGUUGAUCUUCAGACGGCUCUUACAGGUUACCAGACAAAGCAGAGAAAGCUUCUAGAACCGGUGGAUCAUGGAAAAAUUGAAUAUGAACCAUUCAGAAAAAACUUUUAUGUUGAAGUUCCAGAAUUGGCAAAAAUGUCUCAAGAGGAGGUGAAUGUAUUUCGGUUGGAAAUGGAAGGCAUUACUGUCAAAGGGAAAGGUUGCCCCAAACCAAUUAAAUCUUGGGUUCAGUGUGGAAUUUCUAUGAAGAUCUUAAAUUCUCUCAAAAAGCAUGGUUAUGAAAAGCCCACACCAAUCCAAACCCAGGCGAUUCCUGCGAUAAUGUCUGGACGAGAUUUGAUUGGUAUUGCCAAGACAGGAAGUGGAAAGACCAUUGCCUUUCUGUUGCCCAUGUUUAGACACAUCAUGGAUCAGAGGUCUUUAGAAGAAGGAGAGGGGCCAAUAGCUGUCAUCAUGACUCCAACUCGAGAACUGGCUUUACAAAUUACUAAAGAAUGUAAGAAGUUUUCGAAGACCUUGGGCCUUAGAGUGGUCUGUGUUUAUGGAGGAACAGGAAUCAGUGAGCAGAUUGCUGAGCUGAAAAGAGGUGCUGAAAUUAUUGUUUGUACACCUGGUCGAAUGAUUGACAUGUUAGCAGCUAAUAGUGGUCGGGUUACAAAUCUCCGAAGAGUGACGUAUGUUGUUUUAGAUGAAGCAGACAGAAUGUUUGACAUGGGUUUUGAACCACAGGUCAUGCGCAUUGUGGAUAAUGUUCGCCCUGACAGACAGACAGUUAUGUUUUCAGCUACUUUCCCCAGAGCUAUGGAAGCCUUGGCUCGGAGAAUCCUGAGUAAACCCAUUGAAGUGCAGGUUGGAGGCAGAAGUGUAGUUUGCUCUGAUGUGGAGCAACAAGUGAUUGUGAUUGAAGAAGAAAAGAAAUUCUUGAAGCUACUUGAACUUCUAGGUCAUUAUCAAGAAUCAGGAUCUGUCAUUAUAUUUGUGGAUAAGCAGGAACAUGCUGAUGGUCUUCUGAAAGAUUUAAUGAGAGCUUCUUACCCUUGCAUGUCUCUUCAUGGAGGCAUUGAUCAAUAUGACAGAGAUAGCAUCAUAAAUGAUUUUAAGAAUGGGACCUGCAAACUUCUUGUGGCUACGUCUGUUGCUGCCCGAGGCCUCGAUGUGAAGCAUCUGAUUCUUGUUGUAAACUAUAGCUGCCCCAACCAUUAUGAGGAUUAUGUGCACAGAGCAGGACGGACUGGAAGAGCAGGCAACAAAGGCUACGCAUACACUUUUAUCACAGAAGAUCAAGCUCGGUAUGCUGGAGACAUAAUUAAAGCCCUUGAACUGUCAGGGACUGCAGUGCCACCUGAUCUAGAGAAACUCUGGAGCGAUUUCAAAGAUCAACAGAAAGCUGAAGGGAAAAUAAUUAAAAAGAGUAGUGGGUUCUCUGGUAAGGGAUUCAAGUUCGAUGAGACAGAACAAGCUUUGGCUAAUGAGAGAAAGAAGUUACAAAAAGCUGCUCUUGGUCUGCAAGAUUCAGAUGAUGAGGAUGCUGCGGUUGAUAUUGAUGAGCAAAUUGAAAGCAUGUUUAAUUCAAAGAAGAGAGUGAAGGAUAUGGCAGCUCCUGGAACAUCUAGUGUGCCUGCUCCCACUGCAGGGAAUGCUGAGAAACUGGAAAUUGCAAAGAGAUUGGCUCUUAGAAUCAAUGCUCAGAAGAAUUUGGGCAUUGAGUCUCAGGAUGUAAUGCAGCAGGCCACCAAUGCCAUUCUCAGAGGUGGCACCAUCCUGGCUCCCACUGUGUCUGCAAAAACCAUUGCAGAGCAACUUGCUGAAAAGAUAAAUGCCAAGCUCAACUAUGUGCCUUUGGAGAAACAAGAAGAGGAGAGACAGGACGGUGGGCAGAAUGAGUCUUUUAAGAGAUAUGAGGAAGAAUUAGAGAUCAAUGACUUCCCACAGACCGCUAGGUGGAAAGUUACCUCUAAGGAAGCUCUGCAGAGAAUCAGUGAAUAUUCUGAAGCUGCAAUUACAAUCAGAGGAACGUACUUCCCACCUGGCAAAGAGCCCAAGGAAGGAGAGCGGAAAAUUUACUUGGCAAUUGAAAGUGCCAAUGAACUGGCUGUGCAGAAAGCGAAGGCAGAAAUCACCAGGCUUAUAAAAGAAGAACUGAUCCGAUUGCAAAAUUCAUACCAACCAACAAAUAAAGGAAGAUACAAAGUCUUAUAAAACAUCUGGGAAAAACUUUUACCUGUGCUGGUCUGUGAUAAAUGUGGCAGUUGUUGUCUUCAGUUUACAGUGUAUUUUAAAUUAAGAUUUUUAAAAUUCUGUCUUGCUGAUUUUUUUUUCUUAAGUAUAAGAAACCAGUAUUUGUUAACAAAUCUUUCUGCGAGUACCCGCAGAAUUACGAAACUCUUAUUUAAAGCAGGCCUGUUUUCAUUAAAGUGUCCUUUAAUGUAAAACUUAAAUAUCAAUAUUUUAACUAUCUGGGUAAUAUUCCAGAAGUUUAAGACAAUUAAAAUAUUUGAACUUUCCACUGAAGAUAAUAAACUAUAAAAGUUGCUAAGGGGUUGUUCACCUUAUCUUCUUGCAAUGAAAUUGUGAUCAUCUCCUCAGAAAAGGUAAAAUUCUCUAAUUUUAUGUCUACCUUGAGCUUAAAUCUUACUUGAGUCAGUAGAACAAUAUGAACUGGAUAUAAGAAUGUUGCAAUAGAAUUUUUACAAAAUGGGCUCAGAGCUUUUGUUUCAGUUUUUAUCAUCUUAUAAGGGUCAUAGUUGGACUGCUUUUUGGUUUUGUUAAAUUAAAGUUUUGUAGUAUAAGAAUUUUUCACGUUCCUUUACACUGCUAAGAAUUUUAGUAUUGACUGCUUUUACGUUCCCUUCACAACCUCUGGCUCUGUGCCUAUCUACUAGCUCUUUUAUAAUCUUCCUGAAGUGAAAGUGAUUUGUCACUUGUAAAUAUGAAUAUGAUUGUUUUUUCCCGGUUAAAGUGUUCAUUUAUACAGCUGUACAUAUAAACACCCUACCAAUUGAUUUUUCUUCAGGAUUAUUGAGUAGGUUGUGAAUUUUCUUUUUUUUUAAAAAAAAGCAUGACACCCACAUUUUAGACAGACUUUAAGCAUUUCUCAGUGAAAUUUAGUUGACAAAGAAUCAUAAAUUAUAUUUUUGAACCUUGAUAUCUAUUUCCUGAGUAUCCUAAUUUAAAUUGUGAUAAUUGGAUCACCUAAUGUUCAGACUCCUGGUGUGUUAGAACUUCAUGUGGUUGUCAGUCUUUGAAAAAAUAAAAUUUUCAGGAAUUAAAUAGUUGUAUUUCUUAAAAGAUACAGAAGUUCCUUUGAGUAUUCUUGACUUAGAGCUUUUAAAAACGAAAAAACCCAAAGUGUAUUAUAGCUGUUAAAUUAUUUCAAUAGUAUAUUAGAUGGUUAAAGUGACAGGAGCUAUCAGUCAUGAUUUCUUCAAUUUGAAGUUAUCCUUACUGAAAAUCUCAGGUAUAUUCUUGAAUCUCUCACAUAUCCACUUUUUUACUUGAGGAAGAAAACAGAUAAAACACAUGUAACAAUAGAAUCAAAUAAAUCAUUUUCUCUAAAAUUUUAGGCAUCUUGGGCUCUUCCACACCCACCAUUUUAUAUAUAUCCUUAUUUUUAUUACUUAGUGAUAGUUUGUUUCCUUUGAUAGACUAUGUCACAGUCCCACAUUGAUGGCAAUUGGUGCUCCCUUCAGCCUGCUCCAUCACUUUGAGAUUCAUAGUUUUACAUCAUUUUAGUAUUAUUACCUUUAUGUUUGUACAUCUAGCUGUCAUAAGCCACUGAUAGUAUUUUGUUAAAAUGAAGCACAUUUCUUUGUUACUACAUUUUUUAGUGUCACAUUGACUCUUUGAUUUUUAAAAUUUGAAUAACGUACAGAUUAAUUUGUUUUUUAAAAAAUGCAGUAUCAAUAUUUGCUCAUGUUUUAAAAAUUCCUUAUAAAAUAAAGUUAGCCUGCAUUUUCCUGGAAUUAUCUUUGCUGAAAUGUUUUCUGCUGCAUAUCUAGUUUUGUUUACAUUGCUAGGCAUGUGAGAGAAGUAUUAUACUCUAUUAAAAAACUCUCACAACCCAUAAUACAUAAUUCUAUCCAAAAAUAUCUUCCUAAAGAAGCCUCUUAAUGUUUGAUGGUGUUUAUAUUUGGCAUAAGAUAGGCUAUAGGUGAAAUAAUGGGUUCAUUUGCCAGUUGGUGUUUUAUCACAGUGACGCUUAUUCUUAAAAAUAGAAAUAUAGAAUGAAAUGAUAAUGGCUCGAUUCUCUCCAACUCCUUUUGGACACUUUAUUAUCUGAUAUAUUUUGUAUCUUACCAGCCUUGUCGGUAUGCCAAAGCUUCAGCUGGUAGUCACUGUGCACCUGUGACUGCAGUUUUUCUUUUGAAGGAGGCAGAUCCUGCAUGCAAAGAACUUUUUGUUUGUUUGAGCAGAACCAGCUCUUGAAUGCCUGGGGUUUAUAAAUCCCAUGAAGCCAGCUGUGGAGUCCACUUCUAAGUAAUUCACCAGCACCUUAAAAAUCACAGCCUAGAGAGCAAAGCCUCUAAAGUUAUAACUCUUUUUUCCUAUGAUGCCUUGCUUUGUUUUAUAAAACCACCAGCUAACGUCCUUUAGUGGCAGAUAACUUACCUCUUGUUUGAGAUAGAAGUUGAGGGGGAAGAUGGUAAUUGAAAUGAAGUUCAGGGUAAACAACUGUGUUUUAUUUACUUAGCCCCAUUUUGGUCAUUUAUAAGAUGACAGAUGCUGAGUUCUUAUAGCAGGCAUAAAUUCUGAGUGGCUAGCCCAAUGUGAUCCAGGAGAAUACUUUUACUCUUAGAAUUGAGUCUGGAGCUUCCAGUUCUUCAUUUUGGUACGUAGUUUUAUAUAAGAAUCAGAAUCUAUUGACAUUUUUUUAUGCUUUCUGCUCUGGCGUGAAAAACUGAAGUUAAUCUUUUAAAAAGAUACAUGUGUAAAUAUAAAGAGAAAGAGAACAAAUGAAUAUGUGUUGAGAGGUAGAGGGAAUGUCUUAAUGUUGUACUCAGUUUAGGUGUUGUAACUACCAGAAAACCUUAAUAAAAUCUCUCUGGGGUGAGGCGUUUGACUUGGAAUAUAGCAGCAUCUCACACAUUACUUAUUGAAACAUGUGCUGUACUCUUAGGCCAGCUCUUGCAUUUCUGUUACUGGGUAAAGAUUCCCUGCUGGCUGUAUCUGCAAUAUUACCAAUUGCAGAUAUUUGAAGGUCCUUUUUUUUCUGUAUCAACUUAUAAUUUUAUUUCAGUAGGAGUCCAAGUAGAAAUAUGGAAAGAAAAGUGUAAAUAAACGAUUUCUCUCAAUGCCCCCACUGCAGUAUCAGUGGUCUCACCUUUCUGGUUCUUUAUGGCCAAACUGGUAUAUAAGUGCAUACUCUCAAGUCACAUGAUAGGUAAAACAUUUAGUUACGAUUAUUUUUCUUGACCUUGUCCUCUUCUAGAUAUGCCAUAAGCUUAUAGAAGUUCAUGGUGUUGAAGCCCAAACCUUUAAAAAGAAAUUCUAAAUUUGCAUUAACCUUGUUCUUCUGGAGGGAAAAAAA
This is a messenger RNA of Odocoileus virginianus texanus, 6845 nucleotides long. RefSeq names its product DEAD-box helicase 46 (gene DDX46). Gene Ontology annotation, cellular component: cytosol. The record is from RefSeq and is a predicted model, not a curated record. Gene Ontology annotation, molecular function: nucleic acid binding; RNA helicase activity; ATP binding. Gene Ontology annotation, biological process: ribosomal large subunit assembly. NCBI's taxonomy places the organism in Eukaryota, Metazoa, Chordata, Mammalia, Artiodactyla, Cervidae.